AAGGAGGUUGAAGAUAAUGGUGAAGAUGAUGAUGGAGAUGAUAAUGGAGAUGAUGAUGGGGAUGAUGAUGGGGAUGAUGGUGGGGAUGAUAGUGAUGAUAAUGAUAACGAUGAUAAUGAUAGGGAUGAUAAAAAGAACAUUGGGGGGCAUAGUGUGGGAAAAAUGGACAUUGAAUGUAAACAUUGUGGGGCAUUAAGAUGGAAGAGGGAAAAACCAGGACUUUGUUGCAUGAAUGGUCAAGUUAUAUUAGCACCACUUCAAGCACCACCACCAGAAAUUUAUUAUUUUCUUACAGAAAAAGAUCCAAUAUCUAAA
Dentiscutata erythropus is the source of this 315-nucleotide messenger RNA. NCBI's taxonomy places the organism in Eukaryota, Fungi, Glomeromycota, Glomeromycetes, Diversisporales, Gigasporaceae. The record is from the annotation of a GenBank genome assembly.